Pichia membranifaciens NRRL Y-2026 is the source of this 252-nucleotide messenger RNA. RefSeq lists its product as hypothetical. The coding region runs from base 1 to 252 and encodes 83 amino acids. The record is from RefSeq and is a predicted model, not a curated record. NCBI's taxonomy places the organism in Eukaryota, Fungi, Ascomycota, Pichiomycetes, Pichiales, Pichiaceae. The transcript has a single exon.
AUGGUCGCCAUCUCCCCAGCCGUGAAGGAAAUCAGAUUCCUGCUUCCACAGGCAGCAUCAACGUUCAAGAACUUUGUUCUGAAGGCAUACCCGGAAAUCAAGAAACAACACCCAUACCUGCCUGUGCUCAUCAGAGAAUGCCAGGGCGUCCAGCCGACCGUUGUGGUGAGACUGGACAAGGGCGUGGAGGUGAAGAAGCACGUGGGGAACUUCUCUGAGGCGGAGCUCAAGAACUUGCUGCAGAACCCGUAG